Molecule: messenger RNA, 1164 nt
Organism: Aaosphaeria arxii CBS 175.79
Lineage: Eukaryota; Fungi; Ascomycota; Dothideomycetes; Pleosporales
Product: NAD(P)-binding protein
Exons: 2
Coding region: 376-1164 (262 amino acids)
Molecular function (GO): oxidoreductase activity, acting on the CH-OH group of donors, NAD or NADP as acceptor
Source: RefSeq, a predicted model, not a curated record
GGACGAGGCAUUUCUCCAUCUCAAUUGCACCCCGCCCUUCCUUUGUAUCCAGUCAGUAGUCCAUUAUUCGUUCUACUUGCUACGAGUUAGUACCGAUUUCGCUCACCUGGGAGGAGCUCUCACAUACUCUUAAAAACUUCCCUCUACCGUCGUCUUGUCUUGUAGAUUAUCAAUUCCCAUCUCCAAUUGACUUACCUCUCCCCCUCUUCAUAUUGUCAAUCUCUCUAUAUUCCCUUUCAAUUGAUUGAUUGUGGAUACACCUAGCUUUAUAAAUACAACUAUUCCGAAUAUCCUAUCGGAAUUGCUCUACAUUGUCACCUCAUCGGCUUGACAAUUCCUGCUCUCUCCCAUCCGUAAUUCCGAACAAACGCAAUCAUGCCAUCCGUUCAAGAAUUGUUCAGCCUGUCUGGCCAGACAGCUCUCGUCACAGGCGGAACGCGAGGAAUCGGCCAGGCCAUGGCCCUCGCCCUCGCUGAAGCCGGUGCAGACAUCCUCCUCGUCCAGCGCGACACCAGCAACCAAACCACAAAACAGCAAAUCGAAGCCCUGGGCCGCAAAGCCACAAUCUACACAGCCGACCUCUCCUCCACCACCUCCGUCGCCUCGCUCGUGCCCGCCAUCCUCGCCGACGGCCACCGCAUCCACAUCCUCCUCAACUGCGGCGGCAUCCAGCGUCGCCACCCCUCCCACCAAUUCCCCGACUCCGACUGGCAGGCCGUCCUCCAAGUCAACCUCACCUCCGUCUUCACUCUCUGCCGCGACGUCGGCGCGCACAUGCUCGAGCAGCCCGCCGACCUCCCGCUCUCCCGCCGCGGCGCAAUCAUAAACGUCGCGUCGCUGCUGUCCUUCCAGGGCGGGAUCACGGUGCCCGCGUACGCGGCGUCCAAGGGGGGUGUCGCGCAGUUGACGAAGGCGCUGUCGAAUGAGUGGUCCGCGAAGGGGGUGACCGUCAAUGCGAUUGCGCCUGGCUACAUUGCGACGGAGAUGAACACGGCGCUGAUGAAUGAUGAGGCGAGGGCGACGGGGAUCUUGGCGAGGAUUCCAGCGGGGAGGUGGGGGAGCCCGGACGAUUUCAAGGGCGCGGUCGUGUAUUUGGGGAGUGCGGCGAGUGCGUAUGUUAGUGGGGAGAUUGUGGUUGUUGAUGGGGGGUGGAUGGGUAGGUAG